Messenger RNA from Cydia strobilella, 2716 nucleotides. RefSeq names its product nucleolar complex protein 4 homolog. Gene Ontology annotation, biological process: ribosome biogenesis. The coding region runs from base 57 to 1661 and encodes 534 amino acids. The transcript has 11 exons. NCBI's taxonomy places the organism in Eukaryota, Metazoa, Arthropoda, Insecta, Lepidoptera, Tortricidae. Gene Ontology annotation, cellular component: Noc4p-Nop14p complex; small-subunit processome; nucleolus. The record is from RefSeq and is a predicted model, not a curated record.
ACUGUUGUCGGCAAAUAACCAGAUAACCGGUCAUUCUGUUUUCGACUGGCUCCGAGAUGCGUCCUGUAGUCAUCUGCCACUUUAACAGUCGGCCUCAGAAGCCGAGGAAAGUGCCGAACGAGCUAUUCGCUAAAGCGGAACUCAUCCUCGAUUCCAAGAAAAAUGCGAAUGUUUUAUGUGAAGUUUUGGAGAUGUUUAACAAAGAUGAGAAGAAUUAUACACCGCUCCUGUUAACUGUAGAAUUAAUCUUCACGUCGUUGCUAAAGCGCGGUGAAAUGUAUGAACAAGGCAAAGGCACAGGGCCGGACGGAGGAAACCCGGGUCUCAUUCACGUGCGUUGGCUUCGUGAGAACUACCACCUGGCGUUUAAUCGUGUGCUGGACUGCAUGAGCCGCGGCGAAGAGAGCUCACGCAAGCAAGCACUUUCUUCCUGCUUGAAGAUGCUGGCCGUUGAGGGGGAGAAUCCGACACUGUCCAUACAUGGGAUUAUGUGCUUUCCGGAAUGGCGUCUCAAGAGUAUCUUCGAAGUGAUCCUCGACCCUAAGCAGUCCCAGAGCGUCUUCAUCCGAUACCUCGAGUUCUUUGCCGAGUACCGUGAUUUUCAGCAGAACGCGCUCAAAGUGCUCGCCGAUUUGAAGUAUAACAUGUCUCCGAGUGACAUAUACGUGCAAAAUUAUCUGGAGCUAUUCGACAUGAUAAUGAAACCAGGUCUGAACCAGAACGAGCGCCCGCAACAGCCCGAGAGGUACUACGACAAGAAGGUUUAUACCGCGGACAGCUAUCUUAUUCGGAGAGACCGAAUGGUGUCCGACAUCUUCGACCCAGAUAUAUGCAAGAAGAACAUCAACCGCUGUUGGGGCUUCUGCAUGCAAUGGCCACUCCGGGCCAACGAGACGAACCACCGCAGGGCUCUAGUCGUGCUGGUUGACCGUAUCAUGCCGUAUUUAACCAAGCCAGUGCUAGUUACCGACUUCUUGUGCGACAGUCUGGAUUGCGGCUCCGCUAUAGGCAUGAUAGCCCUCCGCGGCGUCAUGGAGUUGGUCAUCGAACACGACAUCGACUUCCCGGACAUAUACGACCGGCUGUACGGCAUGUUCGAACCGGACAUGUUCGCCACGCGGUCCAAGAGGCGUCUCAUACACAUCACCGACGUGUUUCUAAGUUCCACCCGCGUCCCCGAGACCAUAAUAGCGUCGUUCGCCAAACGGCUCGCCCGCCUGGCGCUGGUCGCCUCCCCUGAGGACGCGCAGGAACUGCUGCGACUGAUCGCCAACAUGGUGUACAGGCACCCGGGGCUCAAGAGAAUGCUGAAGAACGACCAGCCCGCUAUACUGCCGCAAGAUCCGUUCGAGAUGGAAGAGUCUAGAGCGAACGCCACCAACGCCAUACAGUCCUCGCUGUGGGAGGUCGCCGCGCUAAAGCAACACUUUACGCCAGAAGUGUGCGCAAGCGCAGCUAAGGUGCUCGCUCUAGCGGACAGCGGGGCUCAACCGCCCGACCUACUGCCAUCCUUUUCCGACGAAAUGCAAUUCGAAGGGGAGAUUAAGAAGCGAUUCAGGACAAUAGCGAUGAACUUCGUGAAGGUGUCGCCCACUCGCUACUGGGAUCAAGAGGACUGGAAAAUGAACGCUUUCUGGCAUCGGAUCCCCGACUUCAUUUAAAAUUUGUAAUCGGGAAUGAAACAUUAAGCUUAUUUGCAGGGUUCGAUAUUAUCCAGAUAAUUAUAGUCUGAUAAUUAUCCCAAGUAUGGAUGGUGCUAUAAGGUGUGUUCGGGUAAUUCCGACUACUUCGAAAUGUCGGUAUUACCCGGAUACACUUUAUUUAUUUUCUUUGAAUUAUUUGAUAGUAAAAAAUAAUGAUUGCGGCGUUAUGUGCUAUUUACAAACAAAAACUGACCUAAUAUUGAUUAGUUUUUUUUAUUAACAAUUGAAAUACAAGAUACAGAUAAGAUAACCAAUAAAUAACCAUCAUUUAACAAUCUAAUUAUAUUUCGUAAAUUUUAGGUUAUUAUCAAAUCGAUAAUUAUCAGGCAUAAAAAUGACGAUAAUUAUCAAGAUAACUAUCAUUGAUAAUUAUCCUUUGGAACCCUGCUUAUUUGUGAUGUUCUCAAUCAAAAGGGUACAUUGUCGCUGUGAUGUGAUGUGAUGAUUGUCAUAGGGAUGCUCUGACAGGUUAUUUGUAUAAAGAUGCAAGCUAAUUUCGUCUUUAUGGUAAGCGACAAAGUGGUACCUUUUUAUUGAUAACGCCACAGUUUACGGUUUAACUUACGUAUCCUACUCCUCUCAGCCUAGUCAGUAGUGACCCAUCCCACGAAACAAGCGGUCCCGGGUUCAAAUCCAGCUAAGGUCGUUUUUUUGUGUGUUUAUCAAUAGUUGUUCCUGAGUUAUGAAGAAGCGCUGGUGGCCGAGCGGUAAGAGCGUGCGACUUUUUAUCCGGAGGUCGCGGGUUCAAACCCCGGCUCGUACCAAUUCGUUUUUCGGAACUUAUGUACGAAAUAUUUGAUAUUCACCAGUCGCUUUUCUGUGAAGGAAAACAUGAGACGGGACUAAUCCCAGUAAGGCCUAGUUUACCCUGUUGGAAGGUCAGAUGGCAGUCGCUUUCGUAAAAACUAGUGCCUACGUCAAUUCUUGAGAUUAGUUGCCGUGGCAAAAAGCUGGGACAACGCGAGGAAGAUGAUUUGUUCCGAGUUAUGGCUGUUUUUAAACUAUAUAAAUAU